Messenger RNA from Aspergillus novofumigatus IBT 16806, 640 nucleotides. RefSeq lists its product as uncharacterized. Lineage: Eukaryota; Fungi; Ascomycota; Eurotiomycetes; Eurotiales; Aspergillaceae. The transcript has a single exon. The record is from RefSeq and is a predicted model, not a curated record. The coding region runs from base 144 to 410 and encodes 88 amino acids.
CAUGAUUAUGUUUUGGCCCUAGAACCACGCGCCUUCAAUUGCAAACAGGCGCUCCCUGAAUUUGAUAUGUCUGUUGACUGCAGCUACUGAAGGUAUAGUAUCCAAUCAGUAUCUAGUUGGACCUGCAUUCAUCCACGAGCAGCAUGAAACCUUACCCGAUCUCUACAUCCCCAUUCAUCGGGGCAUGCACAAGUGCAAUUCAGUCCAAAAGAUCUUUCGGAUGUGAUUUCCAUCCGUCAAGUCUGAGAAGACCGCUCAACCAAUAUGUAGACGACCGUACUUGCCGCUGUUUGGCGGCAUCUGUAUGGGACCAACGGUCUCUGAGCAGAGAUGCAGGUGCUUGUCCGGACUAUCCGGUCCUACGGCUGCAGUUGUUAUGGGAUUAUGCCCCAGCAAGAAGGUUCCUUUGAGCGCAUCGUGGAGAUAUAAAUUGGGCAUCAGCCAGAACCGAUCGGGCUUGCUCCAACCCAGCCGCUGGACAAAACAUGACUGAAACUGUACUGCUGCGCAAAUUAUAUGCCUACCGAGCGGCCUAAAUGGAGCUCGCAGUCUCUUCGAAGUUGCAGUUAAGUGCACUCGUUACAUAGCGCAGUGUCGAAGGGAGCCUGAGAAAUCAGGCGACAGGGGACAAUUGAAUUGA